Hemiscyllium ocellatum (epaulette shark) is the source of this 775-nucleotide messenger RNA. RefSeq names its product mannan-binding lectin serine protease 1-like. The transcript is spliced from 6 exons. Gene Ontology annotation, biological process: proteolysis. The coding region runs from base 27 to 665 and encodes 212 amino acids. NCBI's taxonomy places the organism in Eukaryota, Metazoa, Chordata, Chondrichthyes, Orectolobiformes, Hemiscylliidae. The record is from RefSeq and is a predicted model, not a curated record. Gene Ontology annotation, molecular function: serine-type endopeptidase activity.
AAUUCUUAAGGGGACAGGUGAUCAGUAUGUAUGAAGAUUUCUACGCUGAAGUGUGUGGGAAGCCGAGAAUAAAACCAUCAUCAAUCCAACCUAAAAUAGCACAGGGCCGAGCUGUAUCAAAAGGAGCCUUACCAUGGAUCACAAUGUUGUCGAAGAAUGGCAUUCCUUUCUGUGGUGGGUCAUUAAUUGGGCAGAUGUGGAUCAUAACUGCAGCCCAUUGUCUUCAUCCUCCAUAUGACCCUGACAACCCAAAUCUAAGCAACUUUCAACAUAUUAACAUCACGUCAUUUAAAGUUAUCUUAGGCGAUAUGGUGAUAGUCAGUGGAUGGGGAAAACAGUUCCUGCAUUCAAUUCCCGAAACUCUGAUGGAGAUUGAGAUUCCUAUUGUGGACCAUGACAAAUGCAAGCAUGUUUACUCUCAGCUUGGGAGACAAGUAACAGACGAUAUGAUCUGUGCAGGUCUGAAGCAAGGUGGGAGUGAUGCUUGCCAAGGAGAUUCUGGGGGCCCAAUGGUGGCGCUCGAUAAUAAGAAAAAUCGCUGGUUCCUGGUAGGGACGGUCUCGUGGGGAGAUGGCUGUGGAGAGGACAACAGAUAUGGGGUUUAUUCCGAUGUCAGGAAAAGCCUGGAGUGGAUCCACAACGUGACAAAAGUCAAGAACUUUUGAUAAAUUUUAGGGACCAAGAACUUCAAAAAUAUCAAGUUGUUUUCAAUGAUUUUUACUGCAACUUUGAAUGAGUACAAUAAUCUACUGUAAAAAUUUAAUUCAUUUGGGUA